AUGUUGCCCAUCCAGCGUCAGAACGACACCACGCCUCUGACCGGCCACGGUGAAAAAGCCCAAGCUUUCAAAGCCCAGUCCCCGCUUGACGCAAGUGCCCAUGCCAUACCACUGCAGGGGAUUGCCAGUCUGGUGCCAUCGUCCUGGGUGCCCUAUGUGCAGCUGACACGAGUGGACCGGCCCGGCAUCCUGGCGUUCCUGAUGCCCACUCUCAUGGGACUAUGCUACGGGGCGAGCAUCACGGACACACCCAUCCCCCCAGUCGAACUCCUCCAAAAGACCAUCUUCUGCUACAUCGCAAACCUCUUCAUCCGCGGAGCCGCCUGUACCUGGAACGACAACCUGGACCAAGACAUUGAUCGCCAGGUGCCCCGCACCAGCAACCGACCCAUUGCACGUGGAGCCGUCUCCACCACCCAGGCCAACAUCUUCACUCUAGCUCAGGUCCUCAUCGUGGCUUGGAUCCUGAGCUACCUCCCCCCUCAAUGCCUCCCCUGGAGCGUGGCCCUGGGCGUCCUGCACGUCAUCUACCCGCUCUGCAAGCGAGUCAUGGACUUCGCCCCGGCGUUCCUGGGCCUGCCGUUCUCCGUCAGCAUGAUCCUUCCCAUUGUCAGUCUGGGGAUCAAUCCUUUCUCGGCUCCUGUCGUGGUGUUGACAGUCGUCGAGGUAGCCUGGUCUUGCAUCUGUGACACCAUCUACGGGCACCAAGAUGUCAAGUAUGAUGUCCAGGCUGGGGUGGGGUCCAUGGCCGUUCGAUUCACCAACACCUCCAAGCUGGUGACGUCCAUCCUGGCGGCGGUGAUUGUUGUAGCGAUGGUCUUUGUCGGAGUGUCGGAUAAUUUGGCCGAUGUUUAUUUUCUUAUUGGAUGUGGCGGUACUGCGGUUGGUCUGGCGGCGAUGAUUUAUUUUGUGGAUCUGGCGGAACCCGAUAGCUGCAUGUACUGGUUCCGAACGGGUUUGUUGUAUGUAGGAUGGACCCGCGUUGGAGGAUUUUUGGCUCAAUAUCUUCUGUCGCUUGGGUCGGCUUGAGUUGAGGGUUAUGAGGUGUUGGUGGUGGACGGAAUAGAG
Molecule: messenger RNA, 1068 nt
Organism: Aspergillus sclerotioniger CBS 115572
Lineage: Eukaryota; Fungi; Ascomycota; Eurotiomycetes; Eurotiales; Aspergillaceae
Product: 4-hydroxybenzoate octaprenyltransferase
Exons: 1
Coding region: 1-1029 (342 amino acids)
Biological process (GO): ubiquinone biosynthetic process
Cellular component (GO): mitochondrial inner membrane
Molecular function (GO): 4-hydroxybenzoate polyprenyltransferase activity
Source: RefSeq, a predicted model, not a curated record